This is a messenger RNA of Pseudovirgaria hyperparasitica, 933 nucleotides long. Its product is annotated as 6-phosphogluconate dehydrogenase C-terminal domain-like protein. The transcript is spliced from 2 exons. Gene Ontology annotation, molecular function: oxidoreductase activity, acting on the CH-OH group of donors, NAD or NADP as acceptor. Lineage: Eukaryota; Fungi; Ascomycota; Dothideomycetes; Acrospermales; Acrospermaceae. The record is from RefSeq and is a predicted model, not a curated record. The coding region runs from base 1 to 933 and encodes 310 amino acids.
AUGGCAAGCGUAACCGUAAUCUCAAUUGGCGCCAUGGGGCUUGGCAUUGCAAAAGUACUACAGACGCAAGGCCACAAAGUGUUGACCAGUCUUCAGGGCCGCAGCGAAGCAACUCGUCGUCGCGCUCAGUCCGCAAAUAUCACACCGCUCGAGAAUGAUGCUACUGUUAUAUCCCAAUCUGAUUACGUCCUCUCCAUCUUGCCGCCCGCAGACGCCCUUUCCACCGCUCAACGUCUCGUAUCAGCGUAUGCAUCAGACCCCAGUCUGCGCGCUGGCAAGUCUCAUCCACUGUACUAUCUCGAUCUGAACGCUAUUUCGCCACACACCGCUCGAAGCAUCGCAUCCAUCUUCAACAAAGAAGCACCCGAUAUAGUAUUCAUUGACGGUGGCAUCAUCGGCAACCCACCAACUCCCCCGGCUGACGGCAGUCUCGUAGACGCAAACGUCUGGAAGCGUCCUAGCAUACCUCUUUCGGGACCCCCUCUCACCAGUGCCCCGGUCCACGGUGACUCUCUUGCUAUGGCUCUUAAUACGACGUACCUCGGCGAUGCGAUCGGCACAGCCAGUACCCUGAAGCUCACCUUUGCGACAUUGACGAAGGGCUUCACUGCGCUUGCGUUGCAGAGCUAUACGACUGCGUCUCGUGCUGGCGUGUUGCCUGAGUUGCAGAGGCAUUUGGAUGACUAUGUACCUGGAGUGAGGGAUAGGGCUGAAAGGGGAAUUGUCGGGUGUACGAGCAAGGCAGGGAGGUGGGUGGGUGAAAUGGAGGAGAUUGGGAAGGCGCAUGCGGAGGAAGGGGGUUGGGGAGAUAGGGCAAGGGUGUUUGGAGAGAUUGCGAGGGUCUUUGAGGGAGUUUCUGAGGUGGAUGGAGCGGGGGGACUGAAGAGUGCAGAAGAGGUUGCUGUGGCAUUGGGGCAGGUAUUGAAGGAAUGA